Messenger RNA from Catharus ustulatus (Swainson's thrush), 1103 nucleotides. It is a transcript of the gene MRPL28, whose product is annotated as mitochondrial ribosomal protein L28. Lineage: Eukaryota; Metazoa; Chordata; Aves; Passeriformes; Turdidae. Gene Ontology annotation, cellular component: mitochondrial large ribosomal subunit. The coding region runs from base 45 to 791 and encodes 248 amino acids. Gene Ontology annotation, molecular function: structural constituent of ribosome. The record is from RefSeq and is a predicted model, not a curated record. The transcript has 5 exons.
AGUGGAAGCCGGGCCGGGCCGGACCGGGCCGCGGGGACGGGGCCAUGCCGCUGCACCGCUUCCCGCCGCGGCUCUGGGCCGCCAUGCGGCUGCGGGAGGGCAUCUGCGCCCGGCUACCGCAGCACUACCUGGCCUCGCUGCAGGACGACACGCCGCCCACGCCCGUGCACUGGGAGCCGCACGGCCUGCGCUACCGGCGGAACCCGCGCACCGGGCAGCGCGAGCGCGUGCAGGACGUGCCGGUGCCCGUGUACUUCCCGCCCGCCGCCAACGAGGGGCUCUGGGGCGGCGAGGGAUGGAUCCGCGGCUUCCGCUACGCGCGCAACGACAAGCUCUCCACCAGGCUGCCCAAGACGUGGAAGCCGCAGCUGUUCGAGCGGCAGUUCUACAGCGAGAUCCUGGACGCCACGCUGACCAUCACCGUCACCAUGCGCACGCUCGACCUCAUCGACGCCGCCUUCGGCUUCGACUUCUACAUCCUCAAGACUCCCAAAGUUGACAUGUGCUCCAAGCUCGGGAUGGAUUUGAAGCGGACGAUGCUGCUGCGCCUGGCCCGGCGGGAUCCCAAGCUACAUCCCAAUGAUCCAGCCAGGAGAGAGGCCAUCUAUGACAAGUACAAGGAAUUUGUGAUCCCAGAAGAAGAAGCUGAAUGGGUUGGCUUGAGUUUGGAAGAAGCCAUAGAAAAACAGAGGCUCCUGGAAAAAAAGGACCCUGUCCCCCUCUUCAAGGUAUAUGCUGAAGAGCUUGUCAGCCAGCUGAAAGAACAGCAGCAGGCAGUGCAGAAGCAGUAGAAGGAGAGAAACCUUGGGAGAAAAACCCCUGCUGCAGAUAAAGCAGUGGGUUCAGGGGCUCUGAUGCCUGAACCACACUGGUGGUGAUGGGGCCACGUGAAAACCACUCUCCUCAAGUGUCAUGACAGCCUACAUUCAGUGAGGACCUGUUCCUCUGGGCUGAGGAAAGAGUUUCUAUGCUGAGACUUUGAGAGUUCUUGUCAGACUGACUCAGUGUGGAUCUUCUGUACGAACAGUUGGCUGCUGUUGAGAGCCUACUUGUGAUACAAAAUACACGUUUUGGUAUUAAGAACAGUAAACUUCCCUCUGAUA